Malurus melanocephalus (red-backed fairy wren) is the source of this 2304-nucleotide messenger RNA. It is a transcript of the gene IFITM10, whose product is annotated as interferon induced transmembrane protein 10. Gene Ontology annotation, cellular component: plasma membrane. The record is from RefSeq and is a predicted model, not a curated record. Bases 1 to 1575 code for a protein of 524 amino acids. The transcript has 3 exons. Lineage: Eukaryota; Metazoa; Chordata; Aves; Passeriformes; Maluridae.
AUGGGUGCCCCCCUCCCCGCCCUCCCCUCCUCCUUCAACUCCAGCGCCGAGGAAGCCGAGCCGGAGGCAGGUGGAGGGGAACUUCUUCCAAUAUCCCCUUCCCCAUCCUCUGUCUUCAUCCCCUCUUCCUCUCCUCCUCUUCCUCCUCCUCUCCAGCCACGACAUCCUAAAAAAAAAAAAAAAAAAAAGGCGGGGGGAGGGGGGCAUGGGAAACCUGCUGGCAGGUGGAAGAAACCGGGAAAUGGAAUCACAUCUCGAAUCCCGCAGAGACUAGGAUUCAGGAAAAAAAAAAUCCCCCCCAAAAUACCCAGCCCCCUAAGGAGGGAGGGCGGAGGGGCGGGCUGCUCUGCCGCACCGGGAGACCCGCUCCGCCCGCAGCCGAGCCAGCGGCUCCCAUCCCGGCAUGGGACGGAAAGGAGAAGGCCCCGCCGGACCGACAGACGGACAGGCGGGCGGGGAUGGCUGCGGGGGGCUGCAGCGCGGCCGGCUAGCAACUCCCUCGCAGCCCCCCGGCGCCUCCCAAGUGUUUCUUUCUGCAUUUAUUUGUCUCCUUUUUWAAAAAGGGAUGAUUUCCCCGGCGGUGGCUGGGACGCGGGUCACGCAGGCCAGCGGGCAGCGGCGGGGGGAGGCGGUGCAGAGGGGGAGGGAUGCUGCCCGCCCUGCCUCCCCUCUGCCCCCGCCGCGGGGCCGGGGCCGGCGGCAGCUCCGCGCCGAGGCGGCGGCGUCGUGGUCCCCGGGUGUAGCGGUGCUCCCUCCUCCCCCUCCUGCCUGCCCUACUCUCCUCCCUCUCUCCUCUGCCCACUCCCUCACUCCUCUCCCUGCUCUCUCCUCUGUCUCCUGGUCCCUCUCUCUCUCUCUCUCUCUCUCUCUCUCUCUCCCUCUCUCCCUCUCCUGCCUUCCCCCCACGUCUCCCCUUUUCUGCUCCUUUCCCCCUUUCUCUUCUCCCCCUGCCCCCGGCCUUUCCAUCCCCUCACCCCCGUUUUUCACGGGGGGGCUUUUUGCUUUGCCAGGGCAGAGCGCGGUGACGCCGCGGCAGCCACCACGGAGAGGACACAGGACCCCCCCUUGGGCCCGCCAUGCCCCUUUGAGGGGGUGGCCUGGACCCCGAGACCCCCUCAAGGCCCGCCGCAGGGCUGCUUCGCCUGCAUCGCCAAGCCCCCAGCUCUCCGGCAAGCUUCGCCUGUCCUGUCUCCUUCUUCUGCCGUUUAUCUCAUGGAGAGCAAGAGCUGCAAAGGGGACAGCYUGCGGCCAGCGGUCCCAUGCAAGCACUCGGUGGAGAAGAAGACGAUGACCAACCCCACCACUGUCAUCGAAAUCUACCCUGACACCACCGAGGUGAACGACUACUAUCUCUGGUCCAUCUUCAACUUUGUAUACCUCAACUUCUGCUGCCUCGGCUUCAUCGCCUUGGCCUAUUCACUGAAAGUCCGGGAUAAGAAACUCCUCAAUGACUUAAAUGGAGCAGUUGAAGAUGCCAAGACAGCCCGGCUUUUUAACAUCACCAGCUCAGCCCUUGCCACCUUCUGUAUCAUCCUUAUCUUCAUCUUCCUGCGAUACCCUCUCACUGACUACUGAGUGAGGCCAACAGCAGCUGCCGCCGCCAAAAUGCCUCUACGCCAGAAGUGUCUGCAGUUUCUUGUAGCAAGGACACAUGAAACAAACCAACCAGUACACCUUGAUUGCCAAAAAAAGAAAAAAAAAAAAGUCAAUUAAAUACAUAAAUAAAAGUUACAUUAGUUUAUCAGCCCAGCUGAGCAUACCCUUCUUGCCCUGAAAUUGUAUGUGAACUGCUGAAGGCAAGGGUCUCACUCUUACACAUGUACAGGAAGAAAAAUAGACCAAGAAAUAUUUAUUUUAUGGCCAACAAGCUGUGUGAAAAGAGUGUGRAAAGCCCAGAGCUAUGCAGGCUUAGUGGCAGGCAGCUGAGCUCUGGGGAGCAGUGGGGCCCUGUGGAGCUGGAGACACAUACAGUGAUGGAUGGGGAUCAUAGCAGGGCUGGCUCAUAACAUAUCAGGUGUGUUCAGACCGCCCCACCACCCCCAGCUUGUGGGRGUUUCUUUUCCUUUUCUUCUCUUGAAUUUCAUUCACUGGUUCAAACAACUCCCAACCCCUGAAGGUGUUAGGAAGUUCAUGCUGGGGAGCCCCAAAGCCUCCAGAGAAACCCCAAAGUGUUAAAGGGCAGGUUUCUCCUUGGGAUCUCCCAGCAAUGCUGAGAAGGAAGGCACCUUCUGGAGAACUCGCCUAAGCCACCUAAGUGGAGUGCUACUGUAUUUCUGUAAACAGUCAAUAAAAAGAUACCUCUGA